GAAACCAAACAAGAAUUCCAUUCAAACUUUUUAACUCAACUUUUAUACACAUUACAUAUACACACACCUAAAGAAAAGAGCUUAUCAUCAUCAAUGGAGAUGAUAAGCUCAUACUCUGACUCGCCAUACAAGCUCUUGUUAAUAGCUCUAAGUCGCAUACCGGUCACCCAUUAUGUGAUCGGGUUCCUGUCGAUUUUGUUUGUUAUGGUGUACAAUCUCCUUGAGUUCCAUAUUAUUCAAGAUAUGUUGACUGGAUUUAGGGGUCAACGUGUCAGUUUGACGUUCAAUCCAUGCUCUCAACUCUACCAUGAAGUUGUCUCAAAGUGCACACUUCUUCAUGGAAGGUAUAUGUCUACUCCAUGGCUUUCUAGUACUCAUCUUCAGACUACUUUCUUGAGAUUUUUCGGAAGGCCUCCAGUUUUCAACUACAGACGGGAGGUGUUUAGCACAGGUGAUGGUGGAAUAGUAGCUCUUGAUUGGUUGGCGCAUUCUGAUGUCUUUAAUAACAAAGACACGGAAAAUGAAGAGGUUCAUGACGCUAAUACGCCCCUUGUUAUAGUGAUCCCUGGCUUGACAAGUGAUUCUGACUCUGUUUACAUAAAACAUCUUACUUUCUACAUGGCGAAACGUGGCUGGAAUGUUGUUGUGAGUAAUCAUCGAGGCCUAGGUGGCGUACCAUUGACCUCUGAUUUCUUUUACAAUGGUGGAUGGACAAAUGAUUUACGUAGAGUAGUUAAACAUAUUCGCUCCAAAUCCCCCGAUGUUCCUUUGUUUGUUGUUGGAACCAGUCUUGGAGCAAAUAUGAUGGUAAAAUAUAUAGGUGAAGAUGGGGAUGACAUUCUUAUAGAUGGGGCCGCGGCAGUUUGUUGUCCUUGGGACCUCCUGAUAUGUGACAGGUUUAUUGGGCGAACUGCAGUGCAGAGGAUCUAUGACAAAGCCUUGGGAGCAGGUUUAAAACGUUAUGCAAAGAAGCAUCAGGAUUUCUUUACUCGCCUUUCCAACUGGGAUGGCAUUGAAAAGGCACGCCGUAUUCGAGAGUUUGACACCAGUGGCACCUGCAUUAUUGGAAAGUUUGAUACGGCUGACAUAUACUAUAGGGAAUCCAGUUGUGCUGGUUAUGUUACACGCGUAAAGGUACCCCUUCUUUGCAUCAGUGCAUUAGAUGAUCCAGUUUGCACCAAAGAAGCACUAAUAUGGGAUGAAUGUCGGGUGAACAAGAACGUUAUUUUAGCUACUACAGAGCACGGAGGGCAUCUGGGAUAUUUUGAUGGAAUUGAUGCAAAGGGCGUUUGGUGGGUAAGAGCUGUCGAUGAGUUCCUCACUGUUCUGGGCUCUAGCAAAAUAAUCCGCAGACAAAAUAAGAUGCCAGAAACACUACUGGUCAGUCCUCAGAGGUCACUAAGCAGCAAAGAUCCAUACACUUGGUUUGUGAAGAAAACUGACAAUCUAAUACAUGUAGACAAUUCUUCAAAAAAGGCAAAGACCGAUACACAAGAGUCCGAGACUCCUUCGAAAAUUGACAGUAUAAUAUUCUUUCUAAAAAGGUUCAUGGAUCAGUUUUAGCAAGAAAUCAACUUGAAUCAUGUACGUAAGCAUUAUUUCUAAUGGCGUUGCCAGCCAUUGGAUCAUUGUUCCUUCAAUAUGUCAGAUCUGUUAAGAGAUAUCUGAAGAAGAGAUGAAGGUGUCAAUAGUUUGUUUCAUCUAAAUUUAUAUAGGUACAAGUAUAUCAAGAGGUCUGUAUUUUGUGUAGACAAAUAACUAGUUGGUAAGAUAAGGAUAUGUCCAGGUUGUUAUCCCAUGAUAACUCAGUUCAAUUACCAUACGAAGUGUAAUCAUUACUACCGUCUCAAAAAAAACAUUUAUCCAUGUUA
Molecule: messenger RNA, 1871 nt
Organism: Erigeron canadensis
Lineage: Eukaryota; Viridiplantae; Streptophyta; Magnoliopsida; Asterales; Asteraceae
Product: embryogenesis-associated protein EMB8-like
Exons: 14
Coding region: 94-1563 (489 amino acids)
Molecular function (GO): monoacylglycerol lipase activity; short-chain carboxylesterase activity
Source: RefSeq, a predicted model, not a curated record